AAGCGCGCGUGGCAGCGCCGUCUAGCGUAAAGUGUGGCAAUUAAUUUCUCACGGCGCUACGUUCAAUCAUGUCAGAGGUGGAUAAUUUUGUGCUGGUGACUCGUCGUGGCAAACGUCGUAAUGGGAGGAGGAAUUUAGGUGGAAACGCGACUACGUCAAGCGUGACCGAGGAACAGGACAGCGAGAUCGAUCUUGAACUUCUUCUCCGCACGUUAGACAAGACGAUAGUCGAGAUCAGGGAUACGUCGUUUACCAGGUUUGUUGUCAGCCGGCUGACGGAGUCCUUAGCCGUUCUAGGCUCCAACGGUAUUUCCGAGAUAAUCUGCUACGGGUUGGGACAGUUCUCGCAGUAUAGGUCGUCGAGAUGUCAGCUGGGGCUUCUGCUGUGCUUGAAGGCGCGAUACGAGCCGGCUCGCGUACUCGUGUACGACCCGGUGUUCCGGCCCGAGGAGGUGCGGGCUCUGCGUACUCUGGAUCUGGAUGUUAUAGAUGUGAAUGAAGAAGGCAAACGCGUCAUCCAGCGAGAUAGGACGACUCUCGUAUACAUGCCGCAUUGUUCACGACAGCUGACCAAUAAUUUUCUGUAUGCGAACUGGGGAGAUGGAUUGAGCGAUUGCAUCCUACUUGCUAAUAGUCUCUCGAGGAUUGUUGAUACUUGUUUACAUAAGGACAUAAUAGAUAUGGCGGGCUACAUACUGCGCAUUCAACCUUAUGUUACAGAGAUUCGAUUGGAAAAUUUCUUUGCGUACGAGGAAGUUUUUAACGACCUUAACAUUCAUAUUUUUACCAAACAAGACUUACUUAAAGUCCCAGCAGAUUUCUGGAGCUCUAGAGAGGAACCACGGUAUAUUAAGGACGUUGAGUUUAUUACAGCCACAAAGUGAUAGAUAACAUUCGAUACACU
Molecule: messenger RNA, 904 nt
Organism: Pogonomyrmex barbatus (red harvester ant)
Lineage: Eukaryota; Metazoa; Arthropoda; Insecta; Hymenoptera; Formicidae
Product: SRR1-like protein
Cellular component (GO): nucleus; cytoplasm
Source: RefSeq, a predicted model, not a curated record